AUGCUUAAACAUGUUGAUGAGAAAGAUUAGCUGUAAAAACAACACCUAAUUGUUAGCAAAAUCCUAUUGGUCGACAAAAUCCUAAUUUGGACACAAUUCUGCCUAGGGUUCGUGCCCUUCCACCUUUCCAUAUAAAAACUACAGAGCCAGAGCCUUCAAUUAUUUCCACGCAACCGAAGUUCGGAUUCAAGCUUGCCAAUUUCGCUCUCCAUUUGCUCCUCACUCUAUUUAUAGACAACCCACAAGAAAGAAAAGGCAAGCUCCACAGAUUGCGCAUUUCAUUUGGAAGGUACCCAGAUUGGUACAUUUAUUUUGGAAAUGGUAUUAUCUUUGUCAAAUUGGACUUUGUUGUGGCUUGAUUCUCCUUUUGCUGCAGCGGUCUCAUUCCUUUUAUCUACAUAGAAUCUUUGGUCCUAUUUUUUUGUCACUUUGUUGUGUGGCCUUGCAUACGCACGAAGCAUUAUAAAUGUUUCCAUAUUUUCUCCAAUUAUCUAUUAUAUUUUACUGCCCCUGGAUCCUUAUAUGCUGCUUUGCUAUUCUUAUUAUUGGAAUGGGGUUAAAUGCGCCCUCGGAUAAGGUUAAACUAGCCAAUUUUUUUUCCCUCUUUUGGACAGCAGUCUCGUUGUGACUUCAAGAAAUUCAUAUCUUGAAUAUUUGGAGCACCUUCAUAAUCCACAUGAUAAUCUUUCAGAAAAUUCUUUUUCCUGUCUCUAAUACUGCUGUUAAUGUUAUCAUUACCCCUUAAUAAAAGUCUUUCAAAUUGAAAACCUUUGAGUUUGUUCUCAUGAAUCCAUUUCAAUUGAGAAUCAUACACUGCAGCUCCUUUUGCCCAUUCUUUGUUUUCCUUCCUUUCAAUAUGUGUUUACUUCUUCCCAUGAAUUCUUCUGGCUUCUGUGCCUUCUUCACAGUUGCCUUGCAAGCUUAUUUAAUUAGAUACAUAAGAUGCCAAGGGCAAAAGCAAAUGCUUCAUCACUUGAUAAACCUGUUGAACCCGAAAAGCCAAUAGAGUCCGAUGAGAAGGUUGAUCUUGAUGGUGACAAUGACCCUGAGGAGGCAAUGGAUGAAGAGGUUGAGUAUGAAGAAGUAGAGGAAGAAAUAGAAGAAGAGGUGGAAGAAGAGGAGGAAGAAGAAGAAGUGGAGGAGGUGGAAGAAGAGGUGGAGGAUGAAGAUGAGAAGAAAUCCCAUUGCAGUGAUGAGGUGAUGUCUGAUGAUGAGGAUGAGAAGAAAAAGCAUGCUGAACUUCUUGCCCUUCCUCCACAUGGUUCAGAAGUUUAUAUUGGUGGCAUUCCUCAUGAUGCUUCUCAAGAGGAUUUAAAGGUUUUUUGUGAGGCUGUAGGAAAAGUUACAGAGGUUCGGAUUAUGAAGGGCAAAGAUUCGGGUGAGAAUAAGGGCUUUGCAUUUGUGACAUUCAAAAACGUGGAAAUGGCUUCUGAUGCCAUUGAGGAAUUGAAUAAUACUGAAUUUAAGGGUAAAAGAAUAAAGUGUUCGACAUCUAAAGCAAAGCACCGUUUGUUUAUUGGUAAUGUUCCAAGGAGCUGGGGAGAAGAAGAUCUGAGGAAAGUUGUGAAGAAGAUUGGUCCUGGAGUUACUGGUGUAGAACUGGUCAAGGAUAUGAAGAACACAAGUAAUAACCGAGGCUUUGCUUUUGUUGACUACUAUAACCACGCAUGUGCUGACUAUUCAAGGCAGAAAAUGGUGGACCCAAAAUUUAAGCUAGAUAACAAUGCUCCAACAGUGAGCUGGGCAGAUCCUAAAAAUGCCGAGUCAUCUGCUGCUUCUCAGGUGAAGGCAGUUUAUGUAAAGAAUUUACCCCAAAAUGUGACACAAGACCAGUUAAAGGAGCUAUUUGAACACCAUGGGAAAAUCACGAAAGUGGUUCUGCCAGCUGCAAAAUCUGGACAGGAACAGAGUAGAAUUGGUUUUGUACAUUUUGCAGAGAGGUCCGGUGCCAUGAAAGCAUUGAAGAACACUGAAAAUUAUGAACUUGAUGGCCAGCUGUUGGAGUGUUCUCUUGCAAGGCCACAGGCAGAUCAAAAGUCUGGUGGAUCAAACUCACAUAGGUCAGGGUUGCUUCCUAGUUAUCCACCUCGUUUUGUUUAUGGUAUGGCUGGGGGUGCCUAUGGUGCUCUUGGUGCAGGGUACGGUGCUGCAGGUUUUGCACAGCCUUUGAUUUCUGGACCUGGACCGGCUCCUGCAGGCAUGGGAAUGAUGCCAAUGCUUCUACCUGAUGGACGGAUUGGAUAUGUUCUGCAACAACCAGGUGCACAGCCACACCCCUCACCUUCACAUCAAAGAAGUAGUAGCAGGGGUGGUGGUGGGAGCGGAAGCAGUAGCAGAAGUAGUGGUGGUCCAAACAAGGGUAGGCACAGCAAUGAUACUGGGCACGGACGCAGGUAUAACCCGUAUUGAUUGUUUUUGCAAUGGUUAGAAUUUGGAGGGUCUGCAUUCCAUUGUGUACUUGUCACGUUCAAGAUUGUUAUAUAAAGUUGUAACAGCAGCAUCCUAUACGAAAGUGCGUUAUGGAUACUUCUUUUUUAUACAAAUACCUUAUGUGUUCAUCGUU
Molecule: messenger RNA, 2563 nt
Organism: Prunus avium (sweet cherry)
Lineage: Eukaryota; Viridiplantae; Streptophyta; Magnoliopsida; Rosales; Rosaceae
Product: heterogeneous nuclear ribonucleoprotein Q
Molecular function (GO): RNA binding
Source: RefSeq, a predicted model, not a curated record